AUGUCUGGUGCCUCCACGGGUCUCCUCGUUUUGGUGGGCCUCCUCGGGCUCAAUGAUGGCCUUGGCACAUCACCUCCAUCUUCCGCCGACGGCUCAGACGUCGUCCAGCAUGUCGGCCUCGGCGAGAGCAGCAGCGGCAGCAGCCUCCUGAGGAGCCGCCGUUUGGUUGUCACCGGCGAGACCAACGUGGCGACGACCACGAGUGGCGCGCGAGCUUCAAACCGGGUGGCGCAGAUGGCGGCUGCUCGGGGCGGAAACGUCACUAUGACAAUCCGAGCAGCCCACAACACCUUCACAGUGGUCGAAGUCGCGGACCCCAACGAGGCGCGAGAGUUCAAGGAGCAGGCGGAGCGCUCGGGGCUAAGGGUCGAGGAGGAUCAGCGGCGCUACCCAGGACCGAGCUCGGCCACGCGGACGCAGCCGCUAGCCGAGGAAACGCCAUGGGGGAUCGAGCGUGUGUACAACGGAGCGGUGCCGAACGCCUCCUUCUUCCCGUCGGCGGUGACGCAUCCGCUCUGCAUCAUCGACUCUGGCUACCUGCUCGCACACCCUGACCUUCCCGCUGACGCCACCGCGGCGGACUCGCUCCAAGCUGACCCAGCCGGCACGAUUGGAGGGGCCCCCUACUCCGGCACCCUGUCCGCGCCGCCCGGCGAGUGCACGCUCGACAUGUACGACUCGUACGGCGACGGCUGGAACGGCAACUUGUGGGAGGGUGCGGGCUAUACGUUCACGUUCGACUCCGGUUCCUAUGGCAGCGCGACCUUCACCCUCACCGCCCUCCCUCCGUACACCUGGCUCGUCUCGCUCCAGUACCACGGCGGCUUCCACUUCUGUGGCGGCACGCUCAUCGCGCCCGAUUGGGUGCUCACCGCCGCGCACUGCACGCAAGGCACCGUCGGCCGCGUGGCCGUCGGCAUGCAUGUCGUCGCCGACGUGAACACCGACCCGUGCGUCUCCUUGCACGAGGUGGCGGAGAUCUUGAACCACGACUACGGCUCUCCCAAUUCAGAAAGCAACGACGUCUCGCUGCUCAAGCUCGCCACGCCUGUGACCGGCUAUGCGCCCAUCGACUUGCUCGACGGCCCGGGCAUGGACACGCCCUUCCAGGAGCACCUCGCCAUGCUCACCGUCGCCGGCUGGGGCACCAUGUCCUCCGGCGUGUCCUCGCCGGAGGCCAUGGAGGUCGACGUGCCGGUGGUCCAGAAUGAGGACUGCAACGUUGACUACAGUGGCCAGAUUGACGACACGAUGAUCUGCGCCGGCGACACCGUGAAUGGCGGCGAGGACGCGUGCCAGGGCGACUCGGGUGGCCCCCUCUUCGGCAUCGACGCCGACGGCAACUACGUGCUCACGGGCAUCGUGAGCUGGGGCAUCGGCUGCGCCGACGCCGACUUCCCGGGCGUCUACGCGCGCGUCUCCCACGCUAGUGAGUGGAUCUGCGCGAGGACGGACGGCGCGGACGACGCCGACCGGGACCUGUCCGUGCACAAAAAAGGUGAGUAUGAUCACGUCGAGUGCGACAGCGCAUGCAAGGGCUACGCGUACUUUGCGCUGCAGUACGGCGACGAGUGCUUCUGCGGCGACUCGUACGGCACCCCUGAGGAUCUUUAUCCGCGCCUCCCGGAUGGCGACUGUCAGCGGACAGGCUACUGCGCGACGUGUGGUGGCGGCUGGGCGAACGCGGACUCGAGCGUCUACAACAAGCAGGCGCCCGUGAGCGACCUGUCAUAUGCCGACAGCACGACGGGACGACCGUGGGCCGAGUGCGGCCACUACACAAGCCACACGUGGGGCGUCGACCUCGGGAGCGAGGUGUAUGUGCGCUACACGUACACGGGCAACGCUUAG
Emiliania huxleyi CCMP1516 is the source of this 1851-nucleotide messenger RNA. RefSeq lists its product as hypothetical. The record is from RefSeq and is a predicted model, not a curated record. Gene Ontology annotation, molecular function: serine-type endopeptidase activity. Gene Ontology annotation, biological process: proteolysis. NCBI's taxonomy places the organism in Eukaryota, Haptophyta, Isochrysidales, Noelaerhabdaceae. The transcript is spliced from 6 exons. Bases 1 to 1851 code for a protein of 616 amino acids.